Molecule: messenger RNA, 1279 nt
Organism: Juglans microcarpa x Juglans regia
Lineage: Eukaryota; Viridiplantae; Streptophyta; Magnoliopsida; Fagales; Juglandaceae
Product: signal recognition particle receptor subunit beta-like
Exons: 7
Coding region: 24-1007 (327 amino acids)
Biological process (GO): protein targeting to ER
Cellular component (GO): signal recognition particle receptor complex
Source: RefSeq, a predicted model, not a curated record
ACAAAGGGUAAUCCUGGGAAAAAAUGAUCGAUAUAUCGUGUUUAGGGCUUUCAGUCGGAGAGUCUUUCGUGUCUUUCAAUUGCUUUUCUGAAGGUGUACUCCCCAUAGUCUCUGGGGAGAUCUCCGACCAGAUCUCAGAAUUUCACCAGCGCCGAGGAGGCGGAGAUUUAAGUGUGGAAGAAGAAAUGGCAGGAGCGGAGCAGUGGAAGAACCAUUUGGAGCAGUGGAAGAACCAACUGGAGCCGUGGAAGAAUCAACUAGAGCAAUGGUUGAACCAAGGGAUUGAAUACAUUCAGCAGAUUCCACCAACCCAGCUCUACUCUGCUAUCGCUGUCUUGUUAUUCACAUCCCUUUUGCUCCUUUUGAUUCGGGUGUUCAAGCGCACGAAAUCUAAUACCAUCGUGCUAACUGGGCUUAGUGGGAGUGGGAAAACUGUUCUAUUCUAUCAGCUUCGAGAUGGCUCUUCCCAUCAGGGUGCUGUUACAUCAAUGGAACCAAAUGAGGGCACUUUUGUGCUUCAUUCUGAAACAACAAAGAAGGGCAAAAUAAAACCUGUCCAUCUGGUUGAUGUUCCUGGGCAUUCUCGUCUUCGACUCAAACUGGAUGAGUUCUUGCCUCAAGCAGCAGGAAUAGUUUUUGUGGUGGAUGCUUUGGAAUUCUUACCAAACUGCCGUGCUGCUUCAGAGUACCUGUAUGAUAUCUUGACCAAGGCCAGUGUUGUAAAGAAGAAAAUUCCAGUACUCAUUCUCUGCAACAAAACUGACAAAGUGACAGCACAUACCAAGGAGUUUAUCAGGAAGCAGAUGGAGAAGGAAAUCGACAAAUUAAGGGCAUCAAGAAGUGCAAUAUCAGAAGCUGACAUUGCGAAUGACUUCACACUUGGGGUACCUGGAGAAGUGUUUUCUUUCUCUCAGUGCUCUAACAAAGUUACUGUUGCAGAAGCUUCUGGUUUGACUGGCGACGUAUCUCAGGUGGAACAUUUUCUCAGAGAAAACGUAAAGCCCUAACCAAAUGUUCUCUCCAAUUUCUUGAAUGCGUGGUGUUUUUUGCCUGCCUGGAUAUUUGCCCCAUGUUACUGAACUUGAGAGAGAGAGAGAGAGAGAGAGAGAGAGAGAGAGAGAGGGGGGAGAGGAACUGUGAGCAGUGAACUGUGAACUCGUAGCGGUUGACUGAGAGAAAUGGAUGAGGAUAUCUUUCUUAAUUAAAAGAUCUUUGAGUAAUUUAUUGACCAAGGGCAUCACCAUGCCUCCUCCAACCCUACCAAGGGGUUAUAGACCUA